Messenger RNA from Zea mays, 3127 nucleotides. Its product is annotated as probable potassium transporter 16. Bases 528 to 2990 code for a protein of 820 amino acids. The record is from RefSeq and is a predicted model, not a curated record. Lineage: Eukaryota; Viridiplantae; Streptophyta; Magnoliopsida; Poales; Poaceae. Gene Ontology annotation, cellular component: membrane. Gene Ontology annotation, molecular function: potassium ion transmembrane transporter activity. Gene Ontology annotation, biological process: potassium ion transmembrane transport. The transcript is spliced from 10 exons.
GGAUCACUCACAGUCAAGUCCACGCGCCCAUCGUCGUAGACACGCCACGUACGUCGAUCGAUCAUCCGCCUCAGGUAGCGCGGCCGCGACUCCCGGCUACACCCCGCCCGUUUUAGACUGAGUGGAUCAAGUCAAGGUUGACGACGGAGCACUACUAGUAAAUAAUCUCGUGGAAGCUAGUAGGAGCAAGGCACGUAACUAGCAGUACUAACAGCAAUUAUGUAGGUAGGUAGGUAACAAGCAGAGGUGAAAGUCUUUUCGAUUUUCUAGAGCUUCUAACAAAAAGCUGGGCAGCAGUUCCCAAGCCUAGAUAGGUUGUUGGUUGGACGUACGGUUAUAAAAGGAACCUCGUAGUGACAUCCGCAGCUGGCCGGGAAGCAACAAGCAGCCAAACGCUGUACGCGCACUGCUGCUGCAGUGCUGCACAGAGUACGUAAUUCUGCGGGAGUGAGGAGCAGGGGAGGCUCUUGUUUCGCGCAGCAGAGGAUCGGAAGCGAAGACGACGCCGGCGGCGCGCGGCCAGGGAGAUGGCGGCACAUCAGCAUGGUACGGCCGGCCGGGGUGGUGGUGGUGGUAGCAUGGAGAUCUUCCCCUACAGCUACAGCAGCGGCCGCGACCUGGAGCUGGUGGACCUGCCGGCGGAACCGGUGGACGUGAAGCGCCAGGACUCGCUCUACCGCGACGCCACCAUGCCGGCGCACCACGGCCACAACGGACAGGAGAGCUGGGUCCGGACGCUACGGCUGGCGUUCCAGUGCGUGGGCAUCCUGUACGCCGACCUCGGCACCUCGCCGCUCUACGUGUACGCCAACACCUUCAAGUACGGCGUCCACCACGAGGACGACGUCCUCGGCGUCCUGUCCAUCAUCAUCUACAGCUUCGUCCUCUUCACCAUGAUCAAGAUCGUCUUCAUCGCCCUCUACGCCAACGACGACGGCGACGGUGGCACGUUCGCGCUCUACUCGCUCAUCUCGCGCUACGCCAAGGUGUGCCUCAUCCCGAACCAGCAGGCGGAAGACGAGCUCGUGUCGAGGUACAAGCAUCGCAGCAAGCCGUCGGCGACGCUUCGGAGAGCCCAGUGGAUGAAGGACCUGCUGGAGACCAGCAAGACUGCAAAGGUCUCGCUCUUCUUCCUCACCAUCCUCGCCACGGCGCUCGCCAUCAGCGACUGCAUGCUAACCCCUCCGAUAUCAGUACUCGCAGCUGUCAACGGACUCAAGCUGAGAGCACCGCAUCUGACUACAGAUGAGACUGUGUGGAUCACAGUGGGCAUUCUGGUGGUUUUCUUCGCGGUCCAGCGCUUGGGCACCGACAAGAUCGGCUACACGUUCGCGCCGGUGGUCUUCGUGUGGCUCCUCCUCAUCUCCGGCAUCGGGCUCUACAACACGGUCAAGUACGACGUCAGCACGCUGAAGGCUUUCAACGCCAAGUACAUCGUCGACUACUUCCGAAGGAACAAGAAGAAAGGGUGGGUUUCGCUGGGUGAAAUCCUCCUCUGCUUCACAGGCACUGAAGCUCUCUUCGCUGACCUGGGAUACUUCAGCAUCAGAUCUAUACAGCUAAGCUUCACCUUCGGCUUGUUACCUUCAGUGAUGCUGACGUACAUUGGGCAAGCGGCAUACAUGAGGAAACACAUAGACACGCUUGACAUAUCCAACGUUUUCUUCCAAUCCAUUCCAAGAUCUUUGUUUUGGCCAACUUUCGUCCUGGCUCUCAUCACGUCGGUCAUCGGAAGCCAAGCCAUGGUCUCGUGUGCCUUCGCAACCAUGUCUCAUCUACAGGCGCUCAACUGUUUCCCGAGGGUUAAGAUUCUGCACACGUCAAGGCGUUACUCAGGCCAGCUCUACAGCCCCGAAGUGAACGUCUUCCUCUGCAUUGCCGCCUGCGUCGUCACCGUAAGCUUCAGGACGACAGGUUUCAUAGCCAAAGCACACGAGAUCUGCGUGGUCCUCGUGAUGGUGAUCACGACGCUCCUGAUGACAAUAGUGAUGCUGCUGGUGUGGAAGGUGAACAUCUGGUGGAUCGCCGUGUUCUUCGCCGUGUUCAUGUCGACGGAGUGCGUGUACACGGCCGCGGUCCUGUACAAGUUCACCCACGGGCCGUACGUGCCGCUGGCCAUGUCGGCCGUCCUCAUGUUCGUCAUGGCCGUGUGGCACUACGUGCACGUCAAGCGGUACAGGCACGAGCUGGAGCGCACCGUGUCGCGGGACGCGGCCAGGGACCUGCUGGAGCGCGGGGACCUCAAGAGGGUCCCGGGGCUGGGCCUCUUCUACACCGAGCUGGUGCAGGGGAUCCCGCCCAUCUUCCCUCACCUCGUCGGCAAGAUCCCCACCAUCCACUCCGUCGUCGUCUUCAUCACCGUGAAGAGCCUGCCGGUGCCCCACGUCCACGUCACGGACCGCUUCCUCUUCCGCCAGGUCGAGCCCAAGGAGUUCAUGGUGUUCCGUUGCGUGGCGAGGUACGGGUACCGCGACGCGCUCGAGACGGCCGCUGAUUUCGUCAGCGUCCUCGUCGAGUACCUCCAGUACUACGUCAGGGACCUCAACCUCUACGGGGUUGUCGGUGAUGAGCCGUUCAAGAUCGUCUUCCACAGUGCUCGGGUGGACAGCUUUUCUUGGGAGAAGCACUCGUCGGGACAUGCUGUCUAUGCCGAGGAGAUGCUCACACCAGCCCAGUCCUUCUCCGAGCUCACAAUGCAUCCGGUCUCCAUGAGCAGUAGACUGGCACAUUUCCAGACAGGGAAAAUGAACCUGGAGGAGAUGUUGAAGAUCGAGGAAGAUCAAAAGAUCAUCCAACGCGAGGUGGACAACGGUGUUGUUUACAUAAUUGGGGAGAGUGAAGUAGUAGCCAAGCCUCAUUCCAACUUGUUCAAGAAGAUUAUUGUCAACUACGUCUACAGCUUCCUAAGGAAGAACUCAAGGAAUGGAGAGAAGAUGCUAUCAAUUCCAAGAGGCCAACUGCUUAAGGUUGGAAUAACAUAUGAGAUCUAAGGUCGCACAUAGACUAUAUAUAUAUUUGACUAGAACGAUGUCUUUUCCUUCCAUGUGGAUAUGUGAUUGUAAUUAAUCUUCGCAACGUGCAUAUAUGAAAAUCAAUAUAUAUUUCAAUGCUGGAAGGAUUAAGAUCA